Molecule: messenger RNA, 1110 nt
Organism: Symbiodinium sp. CCMP2456
Lineage: Eukaryota; Dinophyceae; Suessiales; Symbiodiniaceae
Source: the annotation of a GenBank genome assembly
GCCAUCCUCGAUCCUGGCACGCCGCUGCCCUCCGAGGAGGAGGAGGAGCCCGCUGCCGCCCCAGAGGCUCCGGCUGCGACGGAGCCGCCCGCAGAAGCCGCGGUGCCACGGGAAGAGGCGCCUGCAGCCGAAGCCGAGGCAGUGCCUACAGCGCCGGCGGCAACGAAGGAGGAGGAAACGAGUGCCCCCGCCGAUGCAGGCGGCCCAGCCCCAAAGGCUGUCGUGGCCACUCUCGACGUGAUCGUCGGCAAGAAUAAAGUCGGCCAGCUUCGGGUGUUGCUGCCCCUGGGCUUGGAUCCUGACUUGGAGCAGCGCCUACAGGCGUGCGCCGGACCGGACGGAGGAGCUGUAGACUUCCUGAGCCCGGGUGCCCUCUGCGGCUUCGGAGGUCAUGAAAUCCCCGGAGUGAAGGAGAAGGAGAAGGAGAAGAAGAAGCAGAAAGAGGCAGAUGCAGGUGCCCCUCCCGAGAUGGCUGCAGGGCUGCUGCCCGUCGCGGCGCCAGAGGAGACACCCGCAGCUGCGAACGGAUUCCUUUCGGCCGGGCUUCACUCCUGUGCAGGGCUUCUGACAGCGCCCCGGAGCGGCGGAGGGUUAGCGCUGACCCUGACCGCGCAGCCUGCGUUGGACUCCACGCACCGCGUGCUGGGGCCUGUGCUUACGGGACGUCGCUGCUUCCGACGGCUGGAGGCUAUGGCGCCGCUGUCCUUUGAGGCCCACCCGCGCGUGCCCAUCUUCUUGCAGCUUCCGAAGACGGAGGAGGAGAUUCCGUCAGGACCUCCGGCGCUGCUGCGAUUAGAGCUCUUCCCUGAAUCCGCUGCGGAGCCCUUCGCGGAGGAUCCAGAGAAAGAGGGCGACGCCUUGUCGCCGGAAGAGAUCAUUGACUUGGCAGACGCUGAGCUCAGCGGCCGAGAUGUAGAGGUUGCCGAACUCAAGCUGGCCACGUUUAGUCGGGAGCGGCAAGAGGGAGUCGACAAAGUGGAGCAGGCGCUGGACUCGAUGCUCCGAAGGCUCGAGAGCCUUGAGGGCUUGGACGAGACACUCUCAGGCCAGCGGGUAUGGGUGCAGGAGGGAAGCAAUCGCUUGCUCCGCGUGCUGAAGAAGCUACACUGA